AUGGCCGCCCGCGAUGACACGACGGCAAAGCGCAAGGCUCCCCCCAGCGGUUUGAAGUCCGGUAAGGGUGCGGCCGGUUCCGAGGCUUGGCCACCGGACCCGGACCUGACCUUCGGACGCGAGAAUCCGGCCACCGAGCCGGACCUGAAGACCGGCGUCUGCCCCUCCAAGGGGGAGAAGGACGCCAGAGAGCCGGACCUGAAGCUGCCGCCGACUUCGGCGGACGUGGAUCCGGCAGCGCCUGCACAGGAUGCCGAAGCCCCGGAGCCCUCCGAGGACGGCAGCACGAGUUUGAUCAAGGGUGUGCAGUCCGACGAAGGAACUGCCGAGAGCAAGGAUACAGCUGACGUGAGUGAGGCACUUAAUAAGGAUCGCGGCGCCCCCGAGGGCGACAGUCUUGCCGAAUCCGAAGCUGCGGCACAGGAAGACAUCAAGGGCGCCGGCCUUGGCGUGACGCUGCGAGCCAAGGACGUGAUCGAAGAUGCGUCCGACAAGGACUGGGCGAUCGCACCGUCCUCGGUCGACUUCGAGGAUCCGCUGGUCCGCUCGCUUUCCCUUCUCGCCGGCCUCCUGCAGCGGCCGAUUUCCGUUGAGGCCCUGAAAGCGGGGCUGCCCCAUGCCCAGGAGGCCUUCACGCCGGAACUGGCGGUCCGCUCCGCCGAACGCGCCGGCCUCUCCGCCCGGGUGGUGCGUCGGCCCCAGCUCUCGAAGAUCCUGCCCGUAACCCUGCCGUGCAUCCUUCUGCUGAAAGGCGGGAACUGCUGCGUGCUGAUCGAACUCGCCAACGGCCAGGCAGACGUGCUGCUGCCCGAGGCCGGGGGCACCUCGAAGUCUUUGGAUAUGCGUGCACUGCAGGAGCAGUUCACCGGCUACGCCAUCUUCGCGCGCACCGAGGCGCGCUUCGACGAGCGGGCGCCGGAACGCAAGCUGUCGGAGCCGCGGGCCUGGUUCUGGGGAACACUGGCCCAGUUCUGGCCGAUCUACAGCCACGUGGUUCUGGCUUCGCUGCUGAUCAACUGCUUCGCCAUCGCCAGCCCGCUCUUCAUUAUGAAUGUUUACGACCGCGUGGUGCCCAACCAGGCGAUCGAAACGCUCUGGGUGCUGGCAAUCGGCGUGCUCACGGUCUUCGGCUUCGAAUUCGUGAUGCGCAACCUGCGCACCUACUUCGUCGACAUCGCCGGCAAGAACGCAGACGUCAUCAUCGCCAGCCGGCUGCUGGAACAGUUGAUGUCGACCCGGCUCGACUCCAAGCCGGCAUCGACCGGAGCGAUGGCCAACAACUUGCGGGAAUUCGAAUCGCUGCGCGAGUUCUUCACCUCGGGAACGCUGGUGGCGCUGGUCGACCUGCCCUUCAUCUUCCUGUUCAUCGGUGUGAUCUAUAUCGUCGCCGGCCCGGUCGCCUUCGUCCCGCUGGCCAUGGUGCCGCUGGUUAUCUGCGUCGGGCUGUUCCUGCAGUUCCCCCUGCGCAACGUGAUGGAGAAGAGCCAGCGCGAAGCGAGCCAGAAGCACGCCCUUCUGGUCGAGACCAUCGACGGCCUGGAAACCAUCAAGGCCACCGCCGCCGAGGGCCGCGUCCAGCGCUCUUGGGAGCGCUUCGUGGGGCUCUCCGCCGAAUCUUCGGGCCAGGCACGUUUUAUCUCCGGCCUGGCCACCACCUUCGCCCAGAUCGCCAUUCAGAUGUCGACAGUGAUCGUGAUUGUCUUCGGCGUGUACCAGAUCGCCGAGGGCAACAUCACCAUGGGCGCGUUGAUCGCCGCCACCAUCCUGACCGGCCGCGCGCUGGCCCCCCUGGGUGCGGUGGCGGCCAUGCUGACGCGCCUGCAGCAGUCCAGGGUCGCCCUGCGGUCACUCGACGAUGUGAUGAAGGCGCCGGCGGAGCGCGCGCAAAACAAGCGCUUCCUGCACCGUCCGCGGCUGAGCGGCCAGAUCGAGUUCAAGCAGGUGACCUUCAGCUAUCCGGGCCAGGAGACAAAGGCGCUCGACAGCCUCUCCUUCAAGAUCAAACCCGGUGAGAGGGUCGGCAUGCUCGGCCGCAUCGGCUCCGGCAAGAGCACGGUUUCGCGCAUGAUGGUCGGCCUCUAUGAGCCGAUGGACGGCGCGAUCCUCAUGGACGGGACCGACAUCCGGCAGGUCGAUCCGGCCGACCUGCGCCGCAACGUCGGUUAUGUCUCGCAGGACAACUACCUGUUCUUCGGCUCGGUGCGCGACAACAUCUGCUUCGGCGCCCCUCAUGUGGACGACGAAACGAUCCUGCGCGCGGCCGAACUCGCCGGGGUGAGCGACUUCCUGCGCACCCACCCGCUGGGCUUUGACCUGCCGGUGGGCGAGCGUGGCAUGGCGCUUUCAGGCGGUCAGCGCCAGUCCGUCGCCAUCGCGCGCUCCAUGCUUCUGGACCCGCCGAUCAUCCUGCUGGACGAGCCGACGAGCCAUAUGGACAACUCCUCGGAGGCCGCCUUCAAACGGCGCCUGGAGGGCAUGCUGCCGGGCAAGACUCUUUUCCUGGUAACACACCGCAGCUCCCUGCUGACCCUGGUCGACCGCCUGUUGAUCAUCGACAACGGCAAAAUCGUCGCGGACGGCCCGAAAGACGAGGUACUGCGGGCGCUGCGCCAGGGCCAGAUCCGGGCCAGCAGCGUCUUCGAUCGUGACGAUCUCGACUUCAUGCCGGAUGUCCAUGCCGCCGCCCGGGACCGCGGGCGGCGCUUCGCCUACAUCCUGACGGUCAUCUCGGUUAUCUUCUUCAUCGUCAUGGGCGUCUGGGCCCACUAUGCGGUUCUGGACGAGGUCACCCGCGGCGAGGGGACCAUCAUCCCCUCCUCCAAGACCCAGGUCAUCCAGAACCUGGAAGGCGGCAUCCUCUCGGAAAUCCUGGUCCGCGAGGGCGAUAUCGUAGAGGCCGGCGACGUUCUGGUGCGGAUCGAGAACACCAUCGCCACCGCGAACCUGGAAGACGCCCGGUCCCAGUACCUCAGCCUGCAGGCGACCGAGGCCCGUCUGAUCGCCGAGCUCGAGCAGCAGGAAGCGGUCGAGUUCCCGCAGUCGGUCUCCGACGAGGCGCCCAUCGUGGUUGCCGACCAGAGGCGCCUCUUCAACGCGCGCAAGCGUCAGCUCGCCGCCCAGGUUUCGGUGCUCGAAUCCCAGGCCAGCCAGCGCAAGCAGGAAGUCGCCGAGAUGGGCAGCCGCCGCCGCCAGCUGGAGCAGAGCCUGCGCCUGGCGCGGGAGGAACAGGCCAUCACCGCGCCGCUGGUGCAGAAGGGCAUCAUGCCCCGCAUCGAGCUGAUCCGCAUCGACCGCCAGGUCGCCGACCUGGAGGGCGAGAUCCGCACCAUCCGAACCGCCAUUCCGCGCCUGCAGUCGGCCCAGAAAGAGGCCGAGCAGCGCAUCGACGAGAUGGUCCUGACGACGCAGACGGAAACCUCCGACGAGUUGAACCGGAUCCGUGCCGAACUGAAGUCGAUCUCCCAGUCGCUCUUCGCCGGCCAGGACCGGGUCACCCGAACCGCCGUGCGGUCGCGCGUGCGCGGCACGGUCAAGAACCUGAAGCGCACAACGGUCGGCGGCGUCAUCCAGCCGGGCGAGGACAUCAUGGAGAUCGUGCCGCUUGACGACACGCUUCUGGUCGAGGCCCAGGUUCGCCCGGCCGAUAUCGCGUUCCUGCGUCCGGGACAGGAAUCCAUCAUCAAGGUCUCGGCCUACGAUUUCUCCAUCUAUGGCGGACUGACCGCCAGCCUGGAACGGAUCUCCGCCGAUACCAUCAAGGACGAACAGGGCGAGAGCUUCUACCGUGUCUAUCUGCGCACCGAGGAAAGCCACCUGGAGCGCAACGGCGAGACCCUGCCGAUCAUUCCCGGCAUGACCGUGACGGCAGAGAUCCUGACCGGAGAGAAGUCCGUUCUGGAUUACCUCAUGAAGCCCAUUCUCAAGUUGGAUCGCCGCGCCUUCCUUCGUUCGUCCGCAGUCGUGCUCGGCACCGCCCUCGGCGGCGCCGCGAUCGAGGCCGUGGCGAACCCGGCGGCGGCGCAGUCCCUGGGUGAUUUUCUGAAGUCCAGCCGCAACCGCGGCAAAGGCCUCUUCGGCUCCACCGAGAUUUCUUCGGCCAAUCUGAAGGCGCUGCCGCAAUGGGCCCGGGUGCUCUCGAAAAUGGAGCAGGAGCGCAGCAGCUUCCAUGCCUGCCUGAACAGCGCGGCCGCCUGUACCUCGGCCGGCCUGAAAUCCUGGCGGGAGGUUGCCACCGCCGCCAAGGGCCGGCCCCGCCUGGAGAUGCUGAAGACCGUCAAUCAAUACUUCAACCGCUGGCCCUACAAGAUCGACCAGGAGCUCUAUGGCGUCAGCGAGUUCUGGGCGAGCCCCAAGGAGUUCAUGAAGCGCUCCGGGGACUGCGAGGACUAUUCCAUCGCGAAGUUCUUCGUGCUGCGGGACCUCGGCCUUUCCAACGAGGAAUUGCGGGUGGUCAUUCUGAUGGACCGGAUCCGGCGUAUCGGCCAUGCGGUUCUGGCGGUCUACCAGCCCGAUGACAUCCUGGUCCUGGACAGCCUCAGCGACCUGAUCUUCUCCCACAAGAAGUACCGGCACUACCUGCCCCAGUACUCCAUGAACGAGACCACGCGCUGGGCGCACUUCUACGACAAGAAACGUCCUGAAACGGCUGAUCCGCUGGAAUUCCCGGCGCUCGAUGCCAGACCGGCGCCUCCGGGUCGGUGGCGCAUGCUGCUCUGGGGCGGCAUUGUGCUGGCAGUUUUCGUUGUGGCGGCCAUCCUGGUGCCGCGCCUGACCAUAGAGGCCAAGCGGGACCAGCUUAUCGAACAGGUGGCCGAGCGCCUGCAGCUGACCGCCGGCGGCCAGGCCGAGGUGCUUUCCACCUGGCUUCAGGGAACCCGGCGCCUCGCCCAGCCGGUCGUCGAAAGCGAGCUCAUCCGGCUUUUUUCCGCCGAGAUGGACCUGGCCGACGGCGACAUGUCGCGCAUGGUCGCCCCGCAGAGCGGCGAAGACGGCGGGCUCGGUGUACCGCUGGUCGAACAACUCCCCUUCAUCGAACGGGUGAUCAGCGACUUCGCGGCAAACGCCGACUUCCUGGCCGCCUACCUGGUCGGCCGCAACGGCGAUGCCUUUGUCGCUUCCAGCGGCUCGGCGAGCUUUGGCGCCGAACAGCGCGCGCUGGCGCUGCAGAGCUUCGAGCGCGGACAGACGGUUUUCGGGCCGGCCCGGAGCUUGCCGGCGGGCCUCGUGCUCGACAUGGUCAUGCCGGUCUUCGCCGCACAGGUAGAACCCGGCGAAGCCAGGCCCGUUGCCGCCCUGGUGCUGGUCGUGCCGCUGACCGCCGGGCUGUCGGACAUCCUCUCCGUCGACCCGCUCGCCAGCCCGGGCACGCGGCGCGUGCUCAUCCAGUUGGACGACGGCGCCUUGGCCCGCAUCGCCCCCGGCGCCGCCGAGCCGGUCAAGGCGGUAACCUUGGACGGCUUCGACCUGGCGGCCGGCGAGGUGCCUUUCGCGGAGCGUCCUUCCCUCACCAAACCGAUUCAGGUCUAUUCCGCAGGCGCCAUGGUCUCCGGCCCCAUAUGGUGGAUUGUGGAGGAACUGGAGGUCACCGUCGCCGAGCGGCCCCUUGCCACCUUCUCCAUCGCGGCCGUCCUGGUUGCCGGCCUGGUGGUCCUCGUGGCCGCUGCUGCCUUCGGCGCUUUUUGGUGGCGUCUGUCGAGCCAUCACAACGAGACGCUGGCCGUGCAGUAUCGCGACCUUGCCGGGCGCAUUCAGGCCCAGAAGCAGCUCAUGGAAAGCAUCAACGGUACGAUCUCGGAGCACAUUGCUCUGAAGGCACCCGACGGGACCUACCGCUAUGUGAACCCGGCCUUCGCCUCGGCGGCGGGCCGCAGUCAGCAAAGCAUGAUCGGACUGGACGAUGCCGCGGUUUUCGGACGCGGUACCGCCAAGCGGCUGGCGCUUACCGACCGGCGCGCCCUCGAUGAAGACACGGCCGUCACCACAAACGAAGAGAUCUACCUCGACUCGACGAAGCGCUAUCUGCAGAUCUCAAAGGUACCCUUCCGCGAUGCCGAGGGCGCUGCUCCGGGCCUUGUGUCGGUGUCACGCGAUGUCACCGAACUGGUCGAGCAGCAAGAGAAGAAGGAACGUGCCAUCCAGCAGAUGGUCACCGCCCUGGUGCGCGCGAUCGAGCUGCGCGACCCCUACCUGGCCGGGCACUCCCGGCGCGUCGCGGACUUCGCGGUGGCCGUCGGCAAACAGCUCGGCUGCAGCGAGGACGACCUGACGACGCUGGAGCUCGCGGCCAAUCUCUCCCAGAUCGGCAAGCUCGCCGUCCCGGAGGAACUGCUGACCAAACCGGCCCGUCUGACGGAGGAGGAAAUCCGCCAGAUGGAAACCCAUGUCGAGCAUGCGGUUCAGCUUCUCGGCGGGAUCGAUUUCGAGCUGCCGGUCGUUGAAACCAUUGCCCAAAUGCACGAGCGCCUUGAUGGCAAGGGCUACCCAAAAGGGUUAGCCGGCGAGGCAAUCCGUCGAACCGCCCGAAUUCUGGGGACUUGCGAUGUCUUCUGCGCAAGGGUGGAGCCGCGGUCCUACCGCGCGGGCCUUGCACCCGACGCGGUGCUGGAUAUUCUGCAGGAGAAUUCCAGCCGCUAUGACCCCACAGUGAUCGAGGCGUUGAGACAGGUGACUUCGACUAUCUCCGGUGAAAAGCUGAUCGCCAGCAUCGCCUUCGCGCUCGACGGCACUAUCCGCACUGCCGGGCGGGUCGAAAUCAAUGCAAUGGAAUACCCCUGGAGUGCCGUCGGUCGCGUCAACGCAGGGGGACGCGGUCACUGCACGGGAUUUCUGGUGAGCGAGCGGCAUGUUAUCACCGCUGCCCACUGCCUCUUCGACCCCCGGGCCGGGCGGUGGCGCGGCCCCAUCGAGCUGCACUUCAUCGCUGGCUAUCAGCGCGACCGCUUCAUCCUGCAUUCCAAGGUGGCCAGCUACCGCCGGGCCGAAAACUACGAGUAUGCCAAUCCAGUUAGUGCUCGUGCCGCACUGCACGACUGGGCAAUCCUCACUCUUGAGAAGCCGAUCGGACGCAAGGCCGGCUGGCUCGGCAUGAAGAAGCUGGACAGCCUCAUGAUGUCGCGGAUCAAGGCCGGCGAUGCCCUGCUCAUACAAGCGGGCUACCGCCGCGACCGGGCCCAUGUCAUGUCGGCCGGCUGGGGCUGCACCUUCCGGGGCUUCAUUCAGCGAGGCCGGCUGAUCACCCAUGACUGCAAUGUCAUCCAGGGCGACUCGGGUUCGCCGCUCAUCCUCUUCGCCGACAGCGACUUCUACGCGAUCGGGCUGCAUGCCAUCGACCUGCGUUCCGACAAGGAUGGACCGCUGGCCGGAGUGCUCUCCUUCAGCCUCUUCCAUCCCGACGGCGGACGCCGCGACGCGGCUUCGGCUCUCUCCGGCACCUCCGCGCGCUGGGCCCAGGGAAUGCCGCCCGGCCAGGGCAGCGAGGCGGCGAUGGUGCCCCUGCGCACCAUCGACAGCCUUCUGGUCAGCCUGGGCUACCUCCAGCGCAGAGCGGAGCAACAGAGCCAGGAAGCGCGUGUUCAGGCGCUCAAACGCUUUCAGGGAGACCGCGGCCUGCCGAAAGACGGGCGUGCGUCUUUGGACAUCCUGGGCAAGCUCCUGCUCGCUGCCACGCGCUCCAUCGUCGUUUCCAAUGGCGUGGUUCGUAUCGAGCUGGUGCAACUUCGUAGAAAAGACGACAAGGCAGAGCUUGAGUCGCACACCAGCGGUCACCUGCUGAUGCCGGUCGGCUCCCUGAAGCAGCUGACCCUGCAACUGGCCAAGGCCUUGGAGCAGAUCCAGGCCCGCGUCGCCGAGAAGGACAGGCUCGACAACGCGCCGAAGGCCGGCGCGCAACGCGCCAAUUGGCCGGGCGCCGCCGCCGCUGCAGAGGCGGCAGCCGGGACCGGGUCCGUUCCGGCCGUUUUUGCCGGCUCCUGGCCGGCGCGGCGCCUUUACGCAAAAUUGAGCAUCUUGGCCGAAUCUGGCGGGGAUCCGUAUAGAAACAUGCCUGGGCAGUACAAGCACAUCUGCCAGCGGCUCGCCGCCGACAAAGACAAUACCGUGGUGUUCAUUACCAAGCGGGAAGGUAUCGAGCUUUCGAACAUCCACAAGGUGCUCUACAAGCCCAACCGAGAGCCCGCCGCCUCGACCCAUCGCUACAUCCGAGACGCUGAGCGUGGCAUCCUCCACGGACAGGAGGUCGCCCGCAAGGCGCUGGAACUGAAGAGCAAGGGCUUCGUACCCGACAUCAUCAUCGGUCAUCCCGGCUGGGGCGAGACGCUGUACCUGAAGGACGUGUUUCCCGACACACCGCUCUUGGGGUUCUUCGAGUUCUACUACCACGCCGUCGGCGCCGACGUUGGUUUCGAUCCGGAGAAUCCGGCCAGUCUCGACACGCACUGCCGCAUCCGGACCAAGAACAUCAUCCAGUUCAUGGGGCUGGAGUCCGCCGAUGCCGGAAUGACCCCGACCCUCUGGCAGUUCGAGCAGUAUCCCGCCGAGUUCCGGCACAAGAUCUCUGUUGUUCACGAUGGCAUCGACACCGCCGUCUGCAAGCGCAACCCCGAUGCCUCCAUCGAGAUCAAGAAUACCGACGGCGAGGUCACGACGCUGCGCCAGGGGGAAGAGGUCAUCACCUACGUGGUGCGCAACCUGGAACCCUAUCGCGGCUUUCCGCAGUUCAUGCGCGCAGCCGAGAUCAUCCUGAGGCGAAGGCCGAAGGCCCGCAUCAUCAUCAUUGGCGGCGACGAGGUGAGCUACGGGCGGCCGCUGCCCGACGGCGAGACCUACCGCAAGAAGGCCCUGGAAGAGGUCGAUCUCGAUCUCAGCCGUGUGUUCUUUCUGGGCCGGGUUCCCUACUCCACCUACCUGAACGUCAUUCAGGUCUCCGGCGUGCAUGUCUAUCUGACGUUCCCCUUCGUGCUCUCGUGGUCCGUUCUGGAAAGCAUGGCGGCCGAAUGCCUCCUGGUGGCCUCCGCAACGCCGCCGGUUCAGGAAGUCAUCAAGGAUGGAAGCAACGGCCUUCUCUUCGACUUCUUCGACCACGAGGCCAUCGCCAACCGCGUCGACGAGGUGCUGGACCACAAGGACCGCAUGGCGGCCAUCCGCAAAAAGGCCCGGACGACGGUUCUGCAGAACUACGACCUUGAAAAGUGCAUGAAGGAGCAGCUCAAGCUGAUCGACAAUCUGGUGGCCGGGAAACGCCCACAGCCGGGCGGCAAACCCGGCAAGCCGAGCUUCCGUCUGCCCUCGGGCAGCCGUGGAACGAAGCCUGCGGCGAAGAAAGCCUCGGGCGGGUCCUCGAAGACCGCAUCGAACGGCAAGACCAAGGCGGCCGCCAAAUCCGGCGGCACCCGCUCGACCGCGCGCAAGAGCAAGGCCAAGAAAGCGCCCGCGAAAAAGGCUUCGAGGGCUAAACCCUCCGGCGGGAGAGCGCCUUUCCGGCGGUCCGGCGAACCACGGGCGCAGCAGGGUCUCGAUAGCUUCGGCAAAUGGCAUACUCCGGAUUCCGGUGUGGGGCACUACCGCCGGCUGCUGCCGGUGGCGGAGGCCCUGGCCGCGCGGGGGCAUCAGGUCACUUUCUUCCUGCGUAACCCCUAUGACUGCAGGGCGCAGAUCACCAAGAACCCCUUCCCUUUCAUUCCGACACCCGACCUCGUGCCGCCCAACCCUGCGGAGCGCGAACCCAAGCGGAUGGGCAGCUACAGCGAUAUCAUGGUCUACUGCGGUUUCGGCCGGCUGGAGACGCUGUUCACGGCGACACUGGCCUGGCGGACCCUGUUCGAUCAGCUGCGCCCGGAUCUCAUCGUCUGCGACCAUAGCCCGGUGACCUGCUUUGCCGCCUACGGCCGCAUCCCGGUGGUGCAGAUCGGCGAUGGGUUCACCAUUCCGCCGGCGCAGGACGACGUCUUCCCGCCGUUUCGCGCGAAGAAAAAGGUCACGGUCGAUCCCGACCAACUGGUCUCGGUUAUGAACGAUGUGCAGGGACGACUGGGCGGCCCCAGGGUGCCCUGCGUGACCGCGCCGCUGCGCACCGCGGGACGACUGAUCUGCACCCUGAUGGGGCUGGACCCCUACAAGGACCUCCGCGAGGAUCCGGUGAUCGGUCCGACCGAGGGCCUGCAGCCCCCCACACCGAUGCCAAAGACCCAAUCGCUCUUUGUCUACCUGGGCAUCGAUCAAAGGAUAACCCCCCGGUUCCUGGAAGUCUUGAAGGCGUCGAAGCUGCCGGCGCGGGCGUACAUCCGCGGCAUGACCGAGGAAGCCGCCGAGACCUACGCCCGCCCGGGCCUGACCUUCUACAAAGCGCCGCAGCCCAUCGAUGAAAUGCUGCGCGACGCUACCAUGACCGUUCAUCACGGCGGCAGCGGCAUGUGCCUGGCGUCGUGCAGUGCUGGCCGCAUUCAACUGGCCCUGCCCAUCCAUGAGGAAACGCUCUUGAAUGCCCGCGCCCUGGGGCGCAUCGGCGUGGGCCGCAUGGCCACCGGCAAGGAACUCGAGGAGAGCGGCCAGGAGAUCCUGGACGAAACCGUCGCCGACCCGAGAAAGGCCGAGCGCGCGCGGAUCAUUGCCGAAGAGAUCAGAGACGUGGGGCCGUUUCGCCCGAUGGAGCGGAUCAUCGAGACCUGCGAGAGUGUCCUGGGCGGUCGCUGA
This is a messenger RNA of Symbiodinium sp. CCMP2456, 10686 nucleotides long. Lineage: Eukaryota; Dinophyceae; Suessiales; Symbiodiniaceae. The record is from the annotation of a GenBank genome assembly.